CCUUCUUCUUCUCCGUUGUAUCCAAAUCUGUAAUUCUGAGGUUAGGGUCGCAGAUUGUGCAGUAGAGAUGGCUGAAACAACGUUCGGCCGUCGCGAUCCAGCAUCUUUCCCUUUGCCUGGGGUUGAAAUCACCCAUUCAGUUGCUCGACCUAGAGAGAAGAAGCCCAGCAGAGUUCCUGAUAUAAUGAAAACACCAGAUGAACUUGAGGCAUCCUUCAUACAACUAUUUAAAGAUUACACCAAAGCAGCAGCAGCAGCUCGUAGUGAGGAGAAGAAUGAUUGUGAAAAGAAACUUAUAAAAGUAAUCAAAUAUUUCAGAAAUCUCAAAAUACUUUAUAGUACUGUUCGUCAUUUAUUUCCUCGGGUUUUAGAUCUUAAGGAGGCUGUUCCAUUGAUGAUUAAUUUAUUGAAAGAUGAUAAAUGCGGGAAGCGUUUAGCUAGUAGUAUUCUUUGGACAUUCGAAGAGCUAACUCAUGUGGCUUAUGAAGUUCCUAGUCAGAAGGAACAAGUUGCCAAAUUGGUUAAAUCUCUAUUUGAAAUGGAAGCCUUACAAGUGUUUGUUUCUACUCUUGGUAAGUUUUCUGAAGAUGAUGAUUUACGAGCAGUACAAACUAUUGCGCAAAUGUGUUUUCACGGAGGAUCAGCUGUAGUAACAACCGCGGGCAGUAACAGCAAACUGAUGAAUUGGGUGUUUGAAGCAACUACAGGUACCAAAUGGGAUGUAAAAGUGUGUGCUGUGGGGUUUUUACAUACUCUUUUGUUUUGUAGUUACAAAAAUAGACUUGUAUUGGGAACGGGCACUCUACCUGUUGUUAUAGAUGCUCUUUCAGCUCUUACAAGUCCUGGAGAAGAAAAAACAGAAGAACAGGAAAGAAAAGAAGAAGAAGAAGACCUCCCUUGUACUUUUUUUGAUUGUUUAUUUUUUCUAUUAGAGCAUUUGGAUAAUAAAAUACAUUUUUUCAACUCUGGAGGAGUCGAGGCAAUGAUUAAAGUUUUACAGGAUGGGCAAGAAUUGGGUGAUUAUAUUUAUGGGUCUGCGAUUGCGGUACUUGAUAUAGUGAAAGAUUGUGCUUCUGACAAGUUUGAGAAUGAGGAUUUGGGAUUGGACAUUGCAAUAUUCCCUGCUUCCAUGGAUAUGAUUCAUGGGAGUACUAUGCAUGUUAAAGAAGAAAUUGAAGAACGUCUUAUAUCGCUAAUCGAAUCGUUAACUGGUGGCAUUAGCAAGACGAAAAAAUAUACAUUGUUAAAAAAGUUUGAGGAGAAUGAUUGUGAAAGAAUCACUUGGCUUAUGGAGCUCUUCACACGAUAUUCCAAAAAUGUUGAGGCAGUGGCGAAUCAUCCCAAAAGCAAACAGGUUGCUCACAUUUACUACUCCAAGUGAAACUGGAUUACCUUGGCACUAGUGCUCCUCUGGUUGUUCCAGUUCCAGCAUUCGUGCUAGGUGAAGCUCCCCCACCACCACUAAUAGUUUACCUGAACUAGUACUUGGUGCAGCUCUGCCACGACCUCCUCUAAACCCACCUGUCAUGACCUCCUCUUGAUGCAGCGGUGAUAGUAGAAGCAGCAGCUGGUCAAGUUGAACCUCUGCCACGAUCACCUCCAGGUCCGGUUUUAGUCAACUGUCAAAACAAAGUACACUGUAAGUUGAUGCCUUACAGUUUCAAAGCAACUUUCCGCAUUAUCUUAAUUGUUGAUGUGUGAGUGGUCAUAUUCAA
This is a messenger RNA of Papaver somniferum (opium poppy), 1715 nucleotides long. RefSeq lists its product as uncharacterized. The transcript is spliced from 4 exons. Bases 68 to 1381 code for a protein of 437 amino acids. The record is from RefSeq and is a predicted model, not a curated record. Gene Ontology annotation, cellular component: spliceosomal complex. Lineage: Eukaryota; Viridiplantae; Streptophyta; Magnoliopsida; Ranunculales; Papaveraceae.